AUGUAAUUUAUUCAAUAGGCAUGUAUUCAUAAUCCUUAAUGCAUUCAUGAAUAAUUAUUUGAAAAAAAUUUGCAAAAUAAAAAAUUCCGAUAAUUAUGCGAUUUUCGAAUUGAUUGGACCAAACUAAUUUUGAAAGCUGAGAAGCAAUUUGAGAAAGCACUUAUUAAGAAAUAAAUGGCCAUCAAUUGUUAACCCAAUAAUGAUUGCUUCAAAAUAAUAAUUUUAGAGGCCAUUAAUAAUAAAGAAAACUCUCUCAAAAUGCUCAUUGAUAAAUCAAAAUAAGAACAACAAUUUAUAGAAUAUGCUAAGAGAUUUGCCAUUAAAUUAUAAUAGAAAUUAGAUUGUCCAGAAUCCUUAUUAUGCUAAUUCGAGGAUGUGUAAAAUCGUAAGAAAUACAUUCAUCCUCCAUCAAUUUGGUCGAUUAUGAAUUGUUCAUGUAAUACUACUAGUAUAAUUUGA
Paramecium tetraurelia is the source of this 459-nucleotide messenger RNA. RefSeq lists its product as uncharacterized. The transcript has a single exon. Lineage: Eukaryota; Ciliophora; Oligohymenophorea; Peniculida; Parameciidae. The record is from RefSeq and is a predicted model, not a curated record.